Molecule: messenger RNA, 1511 nt
Organism: Oryzias melastigma (Indian medaka)
Lineage: Eukaryota; Metazoa; Chordata; Actinopteri; Beloniformes; Adrianichthyidae
Product: transmembrane protein 275
Exons: 2
Coding region: 749-1390 (213 amino acids)
Source: RefSeq, a predicted model, not a curated record
AACAAAAAAAAAAAUAAUAAUAAUAGUUUGGCUUUUAAAUUGUCCUCGUGGUCUUGAAGAUGUUUAAGUGAUUUCUUGACAUUUGCACUUCAGGGCCACCGUAGUUUUUGGCAUUUUUAGAGGUGGUAAGUAAUUUAAUUAAAAAUAUAUAGUGCUGGCUUUGCCCCCCUUUUUAUUAGCCCCCCCCAGAGAAAAUUGCUCCGUGCGCCCCUGCGCGCACGAGCACAGACCCGCUGCUGAUGGAUUGAUCGCUAUCGAGGAGACAGGAGCGUCGCCUCCAGAGGUCCACGGAGGAGCAGCAGGAGGAGGACAGGAAGGAGGAGGAGGAGGAGGCUCUCUCUGCUCUGCGCAUCACAUCACAUCUGAUGAAAAACGACGACCAAAACACCGACUCCUGGAGAGACGCCACGGCCACGCUCCGUCCCUCAUUUCCGUUGCGGGGGUGACCUGUCAGGUGCUCCACGCGCCUCCACGUCGGGAGCCGCGCGCGCGCCUCAGCUCAAAGGAAAUGCUGUCUCACCUAAGUGAUCUGCGCUCUGUCGUCGGCUCCUUCGUCCCUCAGCGACCGCGUUGCCACUGAUUGGAUGGGUUUCGUGCCCCCCAGCGCAGGAGAAAAGCCUCGAAAUCGGGAUGCAAAAUCUCGGGUUGAUACCUCUGAAGCUGUCAGCCGACCCGAAAUAGAACCGGAACCGCCGCAACGACCCACCGAUUCAACAAUGGAAAGACCUUCAGCAUGUUGACGUAAAGGAUGUUUGACGAUAGAGGACCUGGAAGUGAAGCCAUGGUCAUCACUGAAAGAAAUAAUGGCACCCCUGUGCCGGAAAAGGGGUCCCAGAAGAAGAAGAAGUCCCGCCCCCAUGGCCUGCCGUCGCCGGCGCUCUGCUGUGCUUGUGGACUCUGCAUCAUGCUGGCAGGACUCAACAUCACCCUGGUGGGAGCGUUCGCCUUCACCACACUGGUGCCUUCCGCCAACCCCCCCAUCAUCAUCGGACCCGUCCUGCUGCUGGUGGCCUUCUCCUUUUUUGGGGCCUGUUGCGUGUGCAGCCGCCUCCCUCCGCCCCACAGCUCCCGGGGGUCAAACGUUAGCAGCAGGGGCACGGGGUUGAUCGGACGCAGCGGGCUGGCCGGCGGGGCGGCGUUCGAAAUAGAGACCAGCGAGCACACCCUGCAAGACACAACGGCCGUGCAGCUGAGCCCCACGUCGUCUCCCGGGUCGUCCCGAGCCUCCAGCCCUGACGUAGAGGCCCCUGAGGGGGCCCCGCCGGGACCCUGCAAGCUUUUUACCACCGAGACCAACGGUCCCACAUGCGUUUCUGCCGCCUUCUCGGCCUCAGGAGCAGGGGAUGGGGAGGUUCGGCUCAGCCUGCCCCGAGAAGAAGUGGUGACCUAAGGCAGGGGUGUCAAUCGCACAAGGGGCCAAAAUCCAAAACACACCUUAGGUCGCGGGCCGAACAGGAUACACAUUCGUUAAACCCUCUAAAGAAACAUUUUUAAAACUUUAAAACCUUAAC